Molecule: messenger RNA, 1000 nt
Organism: Botrytis cinerea B05.10
Lineage: Eukaryota; Fungi; Ascomycota; Leotiomycetes; Helotiales; Sclerotiniaceae
Exons: 3
Coding region: 542-886 (114 amino acids)
Source: RefSeq, a predicted model, not a curated record
GGACACGAAUAUACCACAGAAUUAACUUUUUACUUUCGCAAGGAAUUUAUUACUGGAAUGGAAGCUUAAUAUAGGGAAGUCAUGGAGCUCACUGGAGUUUGCAGCAGUAUGGCUCUUCACUUACCUCCGAAGUCCAGUGAACGCAUAUCUUAUGUAUGGAUCAAGCUCGAGGAAAAAAGAAUUCGGCGCAACUACGACCCAGCAUUCAUUAUCCAAACCACACAUGGAAGGACAUGCCAUCUGGGGCCUUAUGUACCUCAUGACGAGUACAAAUGCUACCAGUGGUAUCGUUCAACAUUCCAUGGACAGAUCAUGGGAAUUUUUGUUCAAAACUCUGACUAAAAAUUGAAGAACUUGGACAUUAUAAGUGAUGGAAUUGAAGUAGAGCCUGCGCAACCACUACUUCACUACGAAACACCAAAACAACGACCUCACAUCUACCUCCCUCAAAAUUCCAAAUAUGGAGACUAUGAUUUUUAUUUCAGUUCUACAAAGUUCUCCGAAAUAAAGAGGGUAACUCUGUAGGAUUAAUGAAUGCUGUAUGGGGAUUCUAAUAGAUUACCUGUAUGAGCCACCUGUCGUUUUGGGGCAAUGGUAUAAAACAGAAGUAUCAAGUCAUCAGAUCAUGUACUAUAGAAGCCAUCCUCCGCCUUCGAAAAUAAUUUUUCAAUCGGCACGAUUCGAGAACUCCGAAGAAAGUUUUGUGGUAGAUGUCAGUUUCACACAUGAGGAACUUCCACUAAAUAUUGACGAGAAUAAUCAAGUACAGCAUAUUGCCUGGUGGUUCACAAGCUCCACGGAUUUUAUUAGCCUCUGGAAUCCAGGCGACCAGUCUGCACAUGGUGUAGAAAUGAGGAAGAUUAUUUGUCAGGAUCAUGAAUUCUAGUGUAGCAAAAUUUAAAAGCUAUUUGUACCAUAAAUUCUAGACUUAGAAAAACUAGAAUCUGUCCAUUUGAGUAUAGAUUCUAUCAUAGAAUCUAUCAUUAGAACCUAAAGGGCA